This is a messenger RNA of Mya arenaria, 582 nucleotides long. RefSeq lists its product as uncharacterized. Lineage: Eukaryota; Metazoa; Mollusca; Bivalvia; Myida; Myidae. The record is from RefSeq and is a predicted model, not a curated record. The transcript has 2 exons. Bases 1 to 582 code for a protein of 193 amino acids.
AUGGCGUUAAGUUCGGACUCGGCGGUAUUGAUAGGAUUUAUAGCGACUCUUGGUGUUGUUGGUAUUGCUGGUGCUGCAACGCUUGUGGUGUUUGUGUGUCUGAGGUGGCGGGAUUACCGGAAACGCCGCGCGGUCACGGUGGCGCCACUUCCGUCUCGUCAGCGUUCAAGACGUCGCCGCUCACGUCUGAGCCACAACAUUCAUGGGCCACUGCCGCCGCCAUACUCAGAUGAAGACUGCCCGCCGCCCUACACCGCCGUGGACGCAUCUCCUCACCUCCGGCGCGAGGACAACACACGCGGGAGCAUAAGCGGCCAGCUGACGCCUGUUCCCGAAUCUGCAAGGGGCGGAAACGUUGCAUUACAUCGAAACCCACAUUUUGGAACGCAUUUAAACACCGGAGGUACCAAUACACCUGUCGCAACUCCCGGCGGAAGUAUGUUCCGGUCGUCAGUGCCGAGCACGCGCGAACAUUCGGCGUCAUCUCAUGUGCGCUCGAUGGAUAUGGUGCAUUUAGACACUAGAGCGCAUCCAUUGGAUGUUCCACAUCUAACGUUUUCUAACACGAGUGAAAAUGGUUGA